ACGGUGUUCCUUGUGCCAGCCAACAGCCUCUUUCUGGUUCUCCGCAGUCUGACCGUCUCCCCAGCCGCCAUUAUGAACGUCCGCAAUGCUCAGCCAGACGACCUGAUGAACAUGCAACACUGCAACCUCCUGUGCCUUCCCGAGAACUACCAGAUGAAAUAUUAUUUCUACCAUGGCCUUUCCUGGCCCCAGCUCUCCUACAUUGCUGAGGACGAGGACGGGAAGAUUGUGGGCUAUGUUCUGGCCAAGAUGGAGGAGGACCCUGACGAUGUCCCCCAUGGGCACAUCACCUCUCUGGCCGUGAAGCGCUCCCACCGGCGCCUCGGCCUGGCCCAGAAGCUGAUGGACCAGGCCUCACGGGCCAUGAUCGAGAACUUCAGUGCAAAAUAUGUGUCCCUGCACGUUAGGAAGAGCAACCGGGCGGCCUUGCACCUCUACUCCAACACCCUCAACUUUCAGGUUAGCGAGGUGGAACCCAAGUACUAUGCAGACGGAGAGGAUGCUUAUGCCAUGAAGCGGGAUCUCUCGCAGAUGGCAGAUGAGCUGCGGAGGCAGCUGGAGCUGAAGGAGAAGGGCAGGUAUGUGGUGCUGGGCUCCAGGGAGAACCAGGAGACCCAGGGCAACACACGACCUGGUUCCGAAGAGGCCUGUCAGCAGGAGAACGCAGCACCUACCAGUGGUGGCAGUGACAGCAAGGAACCUAGCCAUUCCACAAUCCCUGAUGUCCAGCACACCUCAGACAACAUGGAUUCCACCUCCUAG
This is a messenger RNA of Castor canadensis (American beaver), 762 nucleotides long. It is a transcript of the gene Naa11, whose product is annotated as N-alpha-acetyltransferase 11, NatA catalytic subunit. Gene Ontology annotation, cellular component: NatA complex. Gene Ontology annotation, molecular function: protein-N-terminal-glutamate acetyltransferase activity; protein N-terminal-serine acetyltransferase activity. Lineage: Eukaryota; Metazoa; Chordata; Mammalia; Rodentia; Castoridae. The record is from RefSeq and is a predicted model, not a curated record. Gene Ontology annotation, biological process: N-terminal protein amino acid acetylation.